Symbiodinium natans is the source of this 384-nucleotide messenger RNA. NCBI's taxonomy places the organism in Eukaryota, Dinophyceae, Suessiales, Symbiodiniaceae. The record is from the annotation of a GenBank genome assembly.
AUGUGCUGGGACAGUGUGGAUGCGGAUGCGGCGGAUGCGGAUGUGGAUGUUGGGCAGGAGCUCGAAGCCUGUGGAGACGAGAAGGCCAAGGUCAAGGAGGAGCUGCGAGGGAGAAAUCACAUAAGUCAUCUGUCACAGCAGAAGCCAAAGCGCUGUCAGGGCAGUCCAUGCCUUGGAGGUGUUAAACCUUGCAAGGAGUGUGACAAAGCACUGGAGCAGGCGCUUGCAAUCGUGAAUGGAUGGGUCAGAUAUGGUCAGACGAAAGAGCGGAGACAUGUGGAUAAUGUGGUGCGCUGUCAAGUCACUAUCGCUCCCAGUACAGUCAGUACAGUCAGUACAGUCAGUACAGUCAGUACAGUCAGUACAGUCCCUCAAGUCAGUUAA